Molecule: messenger RNA, 2489 nt
Organism: Phacochoerus africanus (Common warthog)
Lineage: Eukaryota; Metazoa; Chordata; Mammalia; Artiodactyla; Suidae
Gene: GNPTG
Product: N-acetylglucosamine-1-phosphate transferase subunit gamma
Exons: 8
Coding region: 1061-2284 (407 amino acids)
Cellular component (GO): Golgi apparatus
Source: RefSeq, a predicted model, not a curated record
UGCUGAGUAAGGCCAGGGAUUGAAGCUGCAUCCUCAUGGAUGCUAGUGGGGCUUGUAACUCGCUGAACCACAAGAGGGACGCCUCACUUUCCUUUGUUAAAUCUGCCUUCAGUCUGCUGUCCUGAUUGGGAGAUUUCCGUUAUUUUAUCUUCCAAGUCACUCACUUGCUGUUUCUGCACUAUUUAUUCUUCUUAUCGCCUGCAGCUGAGCUUUCACUUUGGUUACUGAAUCUUCUAAUUUUUUCUUGGCUUUUCUUUUAUCAAACCGCUGUCUUGGUCCAGUACUUGCAUCUGCCUUUGAAACCCUAUAGAUCUGCAGAUCAGAAUCACAGCACUGCUCUAGCAUUUUCCCGUGUCUCUGCCUUUACUGCAGGUGACUGCCAGGACGCCAGGGCAGGCCUGGAAAUGAAAGCCCUCAGCGUUUAUCUCAUCUUUGCCCUCGUUUUUGGAUCAUAGUGUCCCGUAUGUAGGCUCCUCGGUGGGCAGUUUUUUCUCCUACCCCACUGCUCUCUGGCCUCUGAGGUGUAGCAGAGAAACGGGCUGAUGACCUUAAGGACCUUUUGAUGAGACAGGUCACUUCUUGCUGCUUUUGACUUGGUUUUUGACAUUUUUCUUCUUGGUAUGGUGUGGGUCUCCUUGGGUUUAUUGUUCUUGGAGUUCGGGGUGCUCCUUGGAUUUGUAGGUUCAUGUCUUCUAUCAAACUGGGAAAGUCAUUUCCUCAGACAGUCUUUGCCCUUCUCCCCCAGCGUGCCCCGCUGUCUCCUCGCUGCAUCUCUCUCGUGGAUUGGUUACAGUUGUAUUCCUCAGCUCCAGCUUUUGUGGGUUCCCUUCUGUGCUGUUCACGUCUCUGCCCACGUAUCAUUUCCCUGAUAUUCUUGAGUUCCUUGUUUUUCUCUCCAGCUACUUACUCACAUAGAAGACACUUGUUUAACAGUCUUUAGUCACUCCUGUGUCUGGGCUUUCCUCUGAAGAGGCCGUGGUUCCUUUGUGAUGUUUUGUUGAAAACUGUUGGCCUUGGCAGCCUGGCCCUGUGAGAAGCAGCCUUUACCACUAGGCUGGGCAUGCUCGGAGCCAGGGGGCGGGAGGGCAGCCAUGUGUGGACGGCUGCUCUGGGAGUUUCACCCCAGCUUCUCCUUGGGCCCUGCAUGGCCUGUUGUGGGUGUUCCCCCGUAACCCUGCCCCCCUGCAGCCCUCCUGGCAGCCCCCUGCUGGCUGGGACAUUGCACAGGUCAGCCUGGGGUAGCAGCAUGAGGGCCAGUGAACAGGCCACGGGACUCGUCCUUCCGCCUGGCGGAGGCAUGGUUGUGCCCUGCUCAGCUGGUUGCUGCAGAUGUUUCUCAGAACCACCGGGGGGUGAGCUCAGCUGGUUUCUGGGGGUUCUCUCGAUGCUUCUGAGGGAUGGGACCUGUACUUGGCUGGUGUCACCCAUGCUCUCUGGCUCCAGCUUUAACGUGCAAGCGCUGGAGCUUUUCCUGGAUGGCCCUGGUUCUGUGGGUGCCUCGGGCCUGCUCUCUGCACAGCAAGUCCUGCUCUCCCUUCCAGGGCCCGGGCACCUCUCCAGACUCUCCGGCAAGUGCUUCAGCCUGGUGGAGGCCACGUACAAGUAUGAGUUCUGCCCAUUCCACAACGUGACCCAGCAUGAGCAGACCUUCCGCUGGAACGCCUACAGCGGGAUCCUCGGCAUCUGGCACGAGUGGGAAAUAGCCAACAACACCUUCAAGGGCAUGUGGAUGAGGGACGGCGACUCCUGCCACUCCCAGAGCCGGCAGAGCAAGGUGGAGCUUACCUGCGGGAAGAGCAACCGGUUGGCCCACGUGUCCGAGCCGCGCACCUGUGUCUACGCGCUGACCUUUGAGACGCCCCUUGUGUGCCACCCCCACUCCUUGCUAGUGUACCCCACCCUGCCUGCGGCCCUGCAGCACAGGUGGGAGCAGGUGGAGCAGGACCUGGCGGACAGGCUGAUCACAUCCCAGGGCUAUGAGAAGUUGCUCAGGUCAAUCUUUGAGGAUGCUGGCUAUUUAAAGGCCCCAGAACAAAGCGAGCGGGUGCAGCAGGACAGGGGUGCCAAGGGCCUGGUGUUUGAGACGCUGGAGAGCUGCCAUGAGGCACAUAAAGCCCUGUCAGCAGAGCUGGAGAGGCUGCGGAGCGUGCUGACCCAGCACAGCAUCCCCUACACACAGCCUGCAGAAAUUUACCUCUCUGAGCACCUGGGCACCAAGACACCCACAGACCCCACGGCAGAGCACCUACGCGGCGACCCGGGGCUGCAAGCCAACAACCUGUGAUCAGGCUGCGAGGCGCAGCGUGGGGAGUCCCCACCAGAGGGCGCGCUUUCUCUUCCAGACAGACAAGAUGAUAAAGAUUGAGUUUUAAUUUCCAUUUUAUCCAUACUGAUAAAAAUAACUCCAUGAAUUCUGUAAACCAUUGCAUAAAUGCUAUAGUGUAAAAAAUUUAACAAGUGUUACAUUUAAACGGUUCACAACAAGGAAA